AUGGGAAAAGUGAAGAAAAUAAAGCCGUCGCAAGUAGGAAGGAAUCCGGCCUUAGCUGAUCAAAUAGAGGCAGUAAACGCCGUAAAGAUUAAGAACCGCAAUAAAGAGAGGAACAGGCAUGAUGAUGAUGAAGAGUUUGUUAAUUCUGAUUUAUCCAAAAAAAUUCUCAAAGCGGCUCGACGUCAGCAAACUGAAUUAGGUGAUGAGGAAGGAGGCCCAUCACCUGCAAAGCAUGUGGUUCUCCAUCCAACAUUUAAAGAUGUUGAUUCUGGUGAUGAUGAAGAAGCUGAUUCAGAUAAUGAUGAUUUGGAGCCAGAUGCGUACUGUGACAAUGUAGACAUAGAUGAAGAGGAUGAGGCAACAAUGAGAAUGUUUAUGUCAUCAAAACCAGAGAGGACACGGACAUUAGCCGAUAUAGUCCAAGAACAUGUUACUGAAGUACAAACACAGUACUCAGAUGUAGAAACAUUAAAAUUGCAGAAUAUUGAUCCAAGAAUAAAAGCAAUGUAUGAAGGUGUUAGAGAUGUGCUAAAAAAGUACAGAUCAGGGAAACUACCUAAAGCAUUCAAAAUGGUGCCACAUUUACAGAAUUGGGAACAAAUAUUGUAUAUCACAAACCCUACUACAUGGUCUGCAGCUGCUAUGUAUCAGGCAACUAGAAUAUUUGCAUCAGCAAAAGAAAAAAUGGCACAGCGUUUUUACAAUUUGGUAUUACUCCCCCGCAUCAGAGAUGAUCUCUCAGAGUAUAAACGCCUGAAUUUCCACCUAUACCAAGCUCUGAGGAAAGCACUUUUUAAGCCUGGUGCUUUUAUGAAGGGUAUCUUGUUACCCUUGCUUGAGGCUGGAGAUUGCACGUUGCGAGAAGCAAUUAUAGUUGGAUCUGUGUUAGCCCGUAACUCAGUGCCUGUACUACAUUCCAGUGCAGCAAUGCUAAAAAUAGCAGAAAUGGACUAUACAGGCGCAAAUUCUAUAUUUUUAAGAAUACUCUUUGAUAAAAAGUAUGCUUUACCCUAUAGAGUUGUGGAUUCAGUGGUAUUUCACUUUAUAAGAUUUCAAAAUGAUAAACGGACUCUACCAGUAUUGUGGCAUCAGUCAUUUCUAACAUUUGUCCAACGUUACAAAGCUGACAUAUCUACAGAACAAAGAGAUGCAUUAUUGGAAUUGUUGCGAAAGCAGUCUCAUCAUACAAUUACACCAGAGAUUCGAAGGGAACUACAUGCAGCAAAAUGUAGAGAUGAGGAAGUCAAUAAAAUAGCAGAGAAUGCUAUGUUAGUCGAAUAA
Molecule: messenger RNA, 1281 nt
Organism: Arctia plantaginis
Lineage: Eukaryota; Metazoa; Arthropoda; Insecta; Lepidoptera; Erebidae
Source: the annotation of a GenBank genome assembly